This is a messenger RNA of Trypanosoma grayi, 2562 nucleotides long. RefSeq names its product putative Protein kinase domain. The transcript has a single exon. Lineage: Eukaryota; Euglenozoa; Kinetoplastea; Trypanosomatida; Trypanosomatidae. The coding region runs from base 1 to 2562 and encodes 853 amino acids. The record is from RefSeq and is a predicted model, not a curated record. Gene Ontology annotation, biological process: peptidyl-threonine phosphorylation; peptidyl-serine phosphorylation. Gene Ontology annotation, molecular function: protein serine/threonine/tyrosine kinase activity; ATP binding; protein serine/threonine kinase activity.
AUGAAGAACGUGGCGGACGACAUGGAGACCGUGUCGUCCCGCAAGUCGGCGGAGGCGUCGGAGACGACGAAGGUGGCGAUGCGCCGCUACCACGCCGGGUGGACGCCGAUGUCGAUGUCGCUGCACGAGCGGGCCAGUCUCGCAUCGGCGCGCUCGCGUCUGGAAUUCGCCACGCCGGGGUCGUCGUGCGUCGUGUCGAGCCACGGCAACACGCCGAGUAUGACACCGUGCACCGGCGUGAUGCUGGGCAGCGGUGGUGCGACGGGCAGCUCGUCGCGGGUCUGCACGCGUCACGCCUUGGCCACCGGAAGCCGGCCGCUGCCGCUUCAGGCGUGGCACACGGCAAAGAGCAACAUCGACGUCACACGCGGUGCGCCGGUGGGCCCGGAAGCAACACGCGAGAAUGAAGGUGGCUGGCCGCGUGCGAGGAAUGCGCCGUUCUGCAGUGUAGGCGAUGUGUCGCGUGGCUUGGAUCGCCCACGCGCCAACGCUGAGCGGGGUGGCUCGGGAACUUGUGCGAGGCUCUCCAACGCCAAACGAUGUGUUGCGGGUGAGGCAGGCGACGAAAACUGCUGCUGCCUGUUUUCGGGGUGGGAACGCGAUGCGUUGCCCAUCACGCCGGUGGAGGCGUUAGUGAAGUGCAAAAGUCACCUCACACCGUACGAGCAGGAAGAGAUCAUGAGCUUUCGUGAUGUUUACUAUUGUGGAGCGCACGCCCAGGGCGUGUCAACGGCGUCCCUGGCCGAAAGUGAUAUGAAACAGCAACAACUAUGUGGCCCUCUAUGUUUCCAUAGUAAGGAGGACUACUACCGCAUUGUCUGUGGCGAUCACAUAGCGUACCGAUACGAGGUAAUUGAAGUCCUUGGUAGUGGUACAUACGGGAGUGUAGUGCGAGCUCUUGAUCAUGCGGCGCAGCCAUCACCAAAACAAUGUGCACUAAAAGUUGCUAGGUGUCUCCCUUGUUACGCAGCGGCGCUGGAGCGGGAGGCGAAUAUAUUGGAUUUUCUCCGACGUUCGAGACAGCAGGUGGGAGUGUGGGUGCCGCAUGUGCUGGCGCGUUUCACAUUCCGUUCACAUGAAGUCCUUGUGCUUCCUCUGUAUGGGCUUGACCUAAAGACGCUGCUCCGCGUAAAUCUCUUCCGCUCUCUACCGACUGCUCUUGGUCGCGCUGUGACGGCGCAAGUGGUGGCAGCACUGCGGGCUUUCUCUGCCGUCAGCGUUACCCACGCCGACUUGAAGUUGGAGAAUAUUAUGCUUGUUGAUAGGAGCCCGCAAGACAGCGCGUUGCCUCCAAGCAUACUGCAGCAGCAGCAGCAGCAGAAUUCGGGGGAGGAGGAGAUGCAAAGCUGUGUCGAGCCAUCUGAAGUACUGGAAUGUACGAGUCCCCUCACAACCGCCUCGAACAGCACAUUUUCCCCGACGCAUUGGACCGAUGUCGGCCGCAAAAGCGCUGGCUCUCAGGUGGAUGACGAAGACGCCGUCACCUCACACAUUGCCAUCAUCGAUUUUGGCAGUGCACACAUUGGCACGUCAUGCGCGCAUCCCGUGCAAACUCUCUAUUACCGCGCCCCAGAGGCAGCCCUGCGGCUCCCGUACGGCCCUGCCAUUGAUAUGUGGUCGCUCGGCUGCAUUAUGUACGAGCUCUCCACAGGAAUACCGUUGUUCCAGGUCGUAACGGAUGCAGAACUCCUGCAGCGCCACGUCACCGUGUUGGGUGCACCGACUUUGGCAGAACAGCGGGCGCUGCAGGGUCUACGUGCCGAGCCCAGCGAAGGUGGUGACGAGAAUGACGCCGAACAGAGGCAAGCCUUCUUUGCGUCAUUGCAGUGUGGUGCAGCGCCACGGUCGCGUCCCAUGCACGGUCCUAACCUGCUACAACUUCUUAAUAUCAAGGUGAGGGAAUGCUCGGCGACGCAGAGACGAGAACACCAACAACAACAGCAGCAGCAAGAGAAUGAGGCUGUAGAGUCCACCGUGCAUAUGGUCAGAAAUGUUACAGGAUUAGAGGUUGACGACGAUACCAGUGAUCCGGUGAUGCUGCUGUUUUUGGAUUUUCUCCUUGGCUGCCUGACAUGGGACCCGGCGGAGCGUCUUACGCCUGACGAGGCCAGCUGUCACCCAUACCUUGCGCCGUACUUCAGGGGUGACGACGGUGGCGGUGGCGGUGGCGGUGGCCACGACAGACUGCCAUCCAUGGCGCGUUGCACCGGGCUGCACUACCUGCGCACACAUGCCCUCACGCACGAUUUGGCGGCACUACUGGAGGCCGCUGAAGAGGAACGCGUCCAGCGCUGUGCAGUAACGGCCGGGUCGGGAGUGGACGGGGUGCAGGUGUCGCUGCGUUUAGAUGUCCGUCGCGCCAUACGUCCCCUUCGCUGUUUUGUUCCAAGACAGCGUAGUGGGGAAACUUUUGAAACACCGCUGCGUGUCUCGGCCAGUUCGCUGUUGCCAGCGGCAGGGUCGAUGGGAAGAGAGACAGAUAGCGUGCGGUCGCAUACCACCACCUUCUUCGACCCCAUCGAGCGAGUGCAAGUGUCGAUCAUGACGUUUGAAAAUUAUUGA